AUGACCGAACACUCUCUGACGGAAGGUCUCUUGACCUUUUGGCAUUCGUACCGUUUACUAUUUCUCGUGGCCUUUUCAACCGGUUUCGUGAUCAUCAGAUUCUAUCGCAAAUUCCAAACCAGGUCCAAGACUACAGCCUCCUCGUCCGUCCCGCCCUCACCUCGAAGUGCUUCGCCAGAGAAGCCCGAUAAACCUCUACUUAACGAGGCCGUUAAACCAGUAGCAACGCAAAACAUUGAAUCGCAGACAUCUUUAUCGAAUGAACCUUUGUCGAAGGCUGCCUCCGGCCCGAAGAGAGUGUCUGGUAAAAAGCCUCUCAAGGUUGCAGGACGGCGCGCACAGUCGGAUCAAGGACAACCCAUCUCCUUCAUCCAACCUAUUAUCUUCUUCGCCUCGUUGACAACGACCACCGAAAGAUAUGCUCAAACCCUGCUCGAAGAUUUGCGCGCUGCGGCCCAAAAGCGAGCUGAUUUGGAGGAUCGCGAGCGUGGCCUUCUGCCGCCUCAGAUCCACGAUCUCUCCUAUAUCGAUCUCGACGACUAUUUCACCUCUGCACCGAAGCCCCCAUCCAAUUCACCCGGAACGCGCUAUGUGUACUGCCUGUUGAUCCCUACCUACAAUAUCGAUAGUAUCUUGAACACCUUCCUUGAUCACCUCAACGAGACCCACAACGACUUCCGCAUUGAUACGGGCGCUCUGUCUAGCCUUGCUGGCUACUCCGUCUUUGGCUUCGGAGAUAAGGAAGGUUGGCCCACUGAAGAGGAGGGAUUCUGCUCGCAGGCGAAAGAGUUGGAUAAAUGGAUGGCCAAACUCACUGGUAGAAAGCGCGCAUAUCCCCUGGGUUUCGGUGACGUGAAGAGCGAUGCCGAAUCUGCUCUAAAGGAAUGGUCGCAGGGUCUCCAGGACGUCUUGCUCGAUAUUCUAGAAAAUGGCGGGCUGGGAGAAGGUGUCCCCGGUAGUGGUGAUGCCGUCGAGAGCGACGAGGAAUUGGACGACGAAGACCUGGAGAACGGCGUCAAGGGAAACAACAAGCGGCGCAAGGCUCAAGAUGUUGUUGAUUUGGAAGAUAUCAAGUUUGGUGCCGAUCCCCAGAACACGACCGGUGCUCCUGUCCCAGUUGAUUUCACCACUACCAAACAGUCCGCUCCGGCUCCAGCGACCGAGAAGGAGAUGGUUCCUAAAACGUCACCCACCUACGCGGCUCUCACCAAGCAAGGCUAUACCAUUGUUGGCUCUCACUCUGGUGUCAAGAUCUGUCGCUGGACAAAAUCUGCGCUCCGUGGUCGAGGCUCAUGCUACAAAUUCUCUUUCUAUGGCAUUCGGUCCCAUCUCUGCAUGGAGGCUACACCAUCCCUGUCCUGCAGCAAUAAGUGUAUCUUCUGCUGGCGUCAUGGUACUAAUCCUGUUGGAACAACGUGGCGCUGGAAGGUUGACUCACCGGAGCUGAUCUUCCAAGGAGUCAAAGAAGGCCACUACAAGAAGAUCAAGAUGAUGCGUGGCGUUCCUGGUGUACGAGCUGAGCGGUUUGCUGAGGCCAUGCGCAUUCGGCACUGUGCAUUGAGCCUGGUUGGUGAACCGAUUUUCUAUCCUCACAUCAAUCAGUUCUUGGAUAUGUUGCACGAGGAACACAUUUCUAGCUUUCUGGUUUGCAACGCUCAACACCCCGACCAGCUAGAAACGUUGCACCGCGUGACUCAGCUCUAUGUCUCCAUUGAUGCCAGCAACCGCGAGAGUCUCCGGAAGAUCGACCGUCCCCUUCACCGUGACUUCUGGGAGCGUUUCCAGCGCUGCUUGGAUAUCCUACGGGAGAAGCGCCAUGUUCAGCGUACAGUGUUUCGCCUUACAUUGGUUAAAGGAUUCAACAUUGAUGACGAAGUCAUUGGUUAUGCCAACCUUGUCGAGAAGGCGCUGCCGUGUUUUAUUGAAAUCAAGGGUGUCACAUACUGUGGCACAAGCACUAGCGCCGGAGCCGGUUUGACGAUGCAGAAUGUUCCGUUCUACGAGGAGAUCGCCGAGUUCGUGACUGCUCUUAACAGUGAGUUGCAGCGCCGUGGUCUAGACUAUGGCAUUGCCGCCGAACAUGCGCACAGUUGCUGUGUGCUCAUUGCAUCUGAGCGUUUCCAUGUCAAUGGUAAAUGGCAUACUCGGAUUGACUACGAUCGUUUCUUUCAACUGUUAGAAAAGGAGAAGGCCGACGGCACACCCUUUACCCCCGAGGACUAUAUGAGGGAGACUGAGGACUGGGCACUCUGGGGCAAUGGUGGCUUCGAUCCGAACGACGAACGUGUAUACAGGAAAGGGAAGAAGAAGCAGCUACAGGUUACUGCAGAGGCGUGA
Messenger RNA from Aspergillus clavatus NRRL 1, 2337 nucleotides. Its product is annotated as flavodoxin and radical SAM domain protein. Gene Ontology annotation, molecular function: 4 iron, 4 sulfur cluster binding; FMN binding; catalytic activity. The record is from RefSeq and is a predicted model, not a curated record. Gene Ontology annotation, biological process: wybutosine biosynthetic process. Lineage: Eukaryota; Fungi; Ascomycota; Eurotiomycetes; Eurotiales; Aspergillaceae. Bases 1 to 2337 code for a protein of 778 amino acids. The transcript is spliced from 2 exons.